Molecule: messenger RNA, 686 nt
Organism: Pistacia vera
Lineage: Eukaryota; Viridiplantae; Streptophyta; Magnoliopsida; Sapindales; Anacardiaceae
Product: ribosomal RNA processing protein 36 homolog
Exons: 7
Coding region: 1-468 (155 amino acids)
Biological process (GO): maturation of SSU-rRNA from tricistronic rRNA transcript (SSU-rRNA, 5.8S rRNA, LSU-rRNA)
Cellular component (GO): nucleolus; 90S preribosome
Source: RefSeq, a predicted model, not a curated record
AUGUAUUUCCUGGUGGUACGUGACCCUCGUUUUGAAUCACUGUGUGGUAACCUCGAUGUUGAUGGGUUUAGGAAGAGAUAUGAUUUCCUUUUUGAAAAUAAUCUUCCUGCUGAAAAAGAGGAACUGAAGAAGCAAUUGAAGAAAACAAAUGACCUGGAUGUUGUUGAGGAAUUGAAGAAGCACAUAUCCUGGAUUGACAAACAAUUAAAAUUUGAAACAGCAAAGAGUACUGAUGCUGCCGUACUGUCUGAGCACAAGAAGAAAGAGAGAGAAGCUGCAAAACAUGGGAAACGACCCUUCUAUCUUAAGAAAUCUGAAAUCCGGAAGCAAAGACUUGUCGAGAAAUAUAACAAACUCAAGGCAUCUGGCAAGCUUGAAUCCUUCAUUGAGAAGAAAAGAAGGAAAAAUGCUUCCAAAGAUCACAAAUAUAUGCCGUAUCGUCGACCCAACACCAACACCGAGCAAUAGAAGUAAUAAUUUUAUAAGUUUUUUGGUUGGUCAAGAUUGUCUAUACCUUAAAUUCCAUCCAAUAAAUGUUGGUAUCAUCUAGCUAUCUUUGAAGGGUAUGGGCAGCGUAAGUAAAGAACAGGGUUCAACAGUUUUGUAAUUGUAGUUUAGAAUUGGGUAACACUUGUUUGAGUUCAAAGUUUUGUAUUUAUAUGAUAUUAACUUGAUUCAUAAUCAUA